Molecule: messenger RNA, 5423 nt
Organism: Fundulus heteroclitus (mummichog)
Lineage: Eukaryota; Metazoa; Chordata; Actinopteri; Cyprinodontiformes; Fundulidae
Gene: atg9b
Product: autophagy related 9B
Exons: 14
Coding region: 636-3065 (809 amino acids)
Biological process (GO): protein localization to phagophore assembly site; autophagy of mitochondrion
Cellular component (GO): phagophore assembly site; autophagosome
Source: RefSeq, a predicted model, not a curated record
AAUGACAUAAACGGCAAACGGAAGUUACGCAAAUUGUGUUUUGUUGACAUUUGUUUGUGAAAGGCAGGAAAAAAACAGCAGAAACGCGUAUAGGGUCGCUUAUAUUUGUUGGGACUCAGCUGGCAGAGGCUGGCGAGCAAGAAACAGGCAAUAAAACCCGCCUGCUUUUUUUUUUUAUUGCUCACGCAAAUACUGGUCUUAAGAAAGCCUGAAAGAAGAUCAGGAUCAGCAUCGGGAUAGAGCAGGUCGGGGAACAAAAACAAACCGUGUCACCCUGACUACACACGGGCUGAUUGGUUUACAAGCUAACCGGCUCCCACACGCUUUGUUUUACCUGCUGGGACCUUUUGUAAACGUUACUAACCCUCUGUAGGAAACCGAUAGAGGCGAGACGCAUUGAAUUUCCAACGCGAACGCAGUGUCUUGCAUGGAAUCAUGGUGAUAUAGGGUUAUACAAGCGCUGUCGGUCAGGCUAGCUAGUUAGCAUUCUAAUGUUAGCUUUGUUUUUUUUAUCCCUGUUUGAACUGCUUGAGCUGCUUAUUAGCCACAGUAUGUAGCCGAGGUCGCCAGUCUCUGCUCGUUUCGUUUAGUGUUUGCUAAAAACAGCGUGGGGGGUGACUGGAGAAUGAGGCACAAUGGCUAACUUUGAAGCCUACCAGGAGUAUCAGAGGAUAGAGGACUACGAGGAAGACUCUCCGCCAGGCGAAGAAGACUUACUGGUGCACGUCCCCGAAAGUCUGAAAGACUCAUGGCACCAUAUCAAGAACUUGGAUAACUUCUUUACAAGAAUCUAUCACUAUCAUCAAAAAAAUGGCUUCGCCUGUAUGAUGUUGUCAGAAUGUUUUGAACUCGUUCAGUUUCUGUUCGUUGUCACAUUUACCACGUUCCUUGUCAACUGCGUGGAGUACGAUGUCCUUUUUGCCAACCGAGCUGUGAACCACACCGGGCAAGGCCAGAACCCGAUGGAAAGGAACAAAGUAACACUUCCGGAUGCCAUUUUGCCAAGCCAGCAGUGCACACAGAGGAUACAAGAAAACAGCUGGAUCAUAUUCCUUCUUAUCAUGGCUGCUACCUUCUGGAUCUACCGUCUUGUUAAAGUCUUCUGCAACGUUUUGAGCUACUGGGAGAUCAGGCAGUUCUACAUUAAAGCACUAAAGAUUAAAAUGGAUGAACUAUGCAACUUUACGUGGCAGGAAGUGCAGGAUCGGCUCAUCAGCCUGCAGAGGGAGCAGCAGAUGUGCAUUCACAAGAAAGAGCUGACAGAACUUGACAUCUAUCACCGCAUCCUGCGUUUUAAGAACUACAUGGUGGCCAUGAUAAACAAAUCGCUGCUGCCAGUGCAUCUGCAGCUCCCCCUGCUGGGGAAUGUGGUGUUCUUAACCCAAGGCCUCAAGUACAACUUUGAGCUCAUCCUUUUCUGGGGGCCCGGCUCUCUGUUUCAGAACAAAUGGAACCUGCAUCCCAAGUACAAGCGCAGCGGAAAUCGCCUUGAGCUGGCCCAGAAACUGAGCAGAGUGAUCCUGCUGAUAGGCUUGGCCAAUCUGCUGCUGUGUCCUUUCAUCUUGGUGUGGCAGGUGCUUUACGCCUUCUUCAGUUAUACUGAGGUGAUCCGCAGGGAGCCUGGGAGUCUGGGCGCGCGCCGCUGGUCCCUGUUCGGCCGUUUAUACCUGCGCCACUUCAACGAGCUGAACCACGAGCUGCAUGGACGAUUGGGCCGUGGCUACAAGCCCACUUCGAAAUACAUGAACUCCUUCACAUCACCGCUGCUGACUGUGCUCGCUAAGAACGUUGCUUUUUUCUCAGGGUCGGUGCUGGCUGUACUCAUUGCACUGACUGUCUAUGAUGAGGAUGUCCUUACGGUGCAGCACAUUCUGACCGCUAUCACUGUGCUGGGUAUAGUUAUCACUAUUACCAGGUCUUUCAUCCCGGACGAACACAUGGUUUGGUGUCCGGAGCAGCUUCUGCAGUGCGUGCUGGCCCAUAUCCACUACAUGCCGGAUCACUGGAGGGGCAAUGCAAACAAGAGCGAGACCCGUGACGAGGUGGCACAGCUGUUCCAAUACAAAGCGGUGUUCAUUUUGGAGGAGCUGCUGAGCCCUAUAGUUACUCCCUUCAUUCUCAUAUUCCUCCUGAGAAACAAAUCCCUAGAAAUCAUUGACUUCUUCAGGAACUUCACCGUGGAAGUGGUUGGAGUUGGAGAUAUCUGCUCCUUUGCUCAGAUGGACAUACGGCGGCAUGGAAACCCGACAUGGAUGUCAGAGGGCCAGACUGAGGCAUCUAUAUAUCAACAGGCUGAGAAUGGCAAGACAGAGUUGUCCCUCAUGCAUUUCACCAUAAAGAACCCCCGUUGGCAGCCGCCUCAGGAGAGCUCAUUGUUCAUCAGCCACUUAAAGGAGAAGGUGCAGCAUGAUGCACAGGGUGGGCCUUCCACCCAGCUGCUGCUCUCAGAGGCCCCCCUGUGUACCUCGCUGCACUCCAAUGAGUCUGGCACCGGGCCUGAAAAUCUUUUAGCCAGUGUCCUGGCCCACCCCAUCCUCACUGCAUCUGGACUACAAGGGCGGGACCAUCGCUUCGUCCCGCCAAGCUCUGCUGCUUCUGCCGCUGCCAGCGUCCUGGCCUCUCUGUCCACCUCCCAUCAUGCACAUCCAAGUCGAAGCCGCCCUCCCGGCCUUCUGCCCUCCUCCGUCUACCCUGAGACCACCUUGCACCGUAACGAUCGCGCCGUCGUCAACAGCAUGUCUCACAGUGACUCUCGCAUCCGGAGCAACGCGCUGCACUCAGAGUUUGCCUCAGCAGAGAUGAGCCUCCAUGCCAUCUACAUGCAUGAGCUCCAUCAGCAGAGCUCCCACCCUCAGAGGCUGUCUGGGCAGUGGCAGAGUUCGGUGCCAAUGCGAGAGUUUCACACAAGCACAGGUUCCAGUGCUCACGCUUCUCAUAGUACAAACAUUUCAAUGCCAGCCCCCGUCCACCUUGGUGGCUGGAAAGAGGAGGAAGAAGAGGACGAAGAGGAUCAGGAGAUCAAUAGUGGAUCUACUCCAAAAAAGGCCUCGCCACACAGUUCAUGAAGUGCCUUUGUCAGAAGUGUUUACAUUUUUCUUUCUUCGCUGAACAUUGUGGCCUUAUAUGAUCUUCAUGGAGAGUUUAGUGCGGACCUUUAAAAGAUUAUUCAGCGUGUACUGUGGGCAGGGUCCGCCGAUGAACAACCACUGUUUUUGCACCUCUGCACCUCAUCAUGUCAUAUCAGGGAGUCUGUGGCAUCAGGGAUUCCAUACGUCUUCCAUCCUUCUUAUCAUGGUUUCAUCGUCGAAUUGUGCAAAGCUCGUUGGAAAGUGUAUAGUUUGCGUGACAGUGGGUGUAAGCAAUUUUAUGACGUUACAACAACAACAACAAAAAAAAGCUUAUCCCAACUUCUGCUUUUAUUCUGCGUGCACAUUUUCUCAAAUACGCGUGGAUCACUCAGAUUUUCAGAUGACCAUCCAUCUUACAACUUGACCGGCAGAAAAGUAAAACAGCGUAAAAUGCUUGCUUUGACCCCUUGUGGCAUAAAUUCAUCUUAUUUGUACUUUAAAGUUUUUUUUGUUUUUUGUUUUUUAAAUACCAGAUCUAAUCAUUAGAAAAACUAACAAGUUUUUCUUUGAUGAAAGCUGACUAUAAUACCCUUUAAUCAUAGAAUAUAAGACAUUUUAAGACUUCAUCUACACACCCUGCUGUCCAUAUUUAUGGGGCCUAAAUACACAUUUUUCUCAGUAUUACUAGUUCAGGUGUUCUUAGAAGACUUGUGUUUUUUCUAACGUAAGAAGCAUAGAGUAUUCUCACCAUUCCCAAAUCCCAAUGCAGACUGAAUCCUGUUAGGUCCAUUUAGGCUGAAGAGUAGUCAGCUUUUUGGCUUAUUUAUUUGUUAAAACAAGUAUUUUAAUACCAGUUCUCUGUAUUACCUCAGUGGCAGUUAAGCUGAAUCUAUGCCGCCGUCAAUAAUACCUCUGCAGUGUAAACAGUUUUGCAGUGCACAAAUACAUCUUUUAACUGCAGUUAGGUUUUAAUUAUACAUAUUUAAAGUGUAAGAAUUUAAUUUUCCUUUAAUAUUUACAAAGCAGAUAAGAUGAGCUGUAAUUGUCUUUGUUACAAUUGGGCCGUUUUGCUUUUGUAAAUCUUUGUUGGGUAAACAUUUUUAAACCCAUAUUAGCCUUUCCAAAAUUGAUGCAUAAUUCUGGAAAGUCAACAGAGGGGCUGAUUUUAUUAAACUUUACUUUUUUUUUUUCUUAAAAUUCAAAUUUUUCAGUUCCUCACACUUUUGUUGUCAAGUCCGAGUAAAAAAAAAAGUCUCUUCUGGCGACGUCCGUUAUUAGCUUUAAAAAUAUUUAUUACUUUUUUUGUUUCCCCAAAUAUCUAAUGAAGCAUACAUGCAUUAUUUAUUUAAAAAAAUAUAUUUUAGACAUAAUUUUAACAAUAUAAAAAAACCUCCAUCCCCACAAGGCAACAGAUCAUGCGUUCGGAUUUUAUCAGUCCCAUAAAACGACACGCCCACCUGCAUGACGUGAAAGGCAAUGAUGAUUUUUGUAUAAAACCUCAGCAUGCGAUAUAUCGUCAGUCCGCCAGAACAAGGAGAAUGCCACGCCUCAGUCAGAUGAGCUCACUCGUAAUAUGCACCUGCAUGUGUUUUGCAUUCGAAGUGAAGUUGCCGAGUCGUGUUUUUCCACACGUUGUAAUUUUUAUGUCGAGGACACACUGGAGCCGAGCUGCGUGAGAGUUGUUACAGUCCCCAUUUAUCGUUAGCCAUUUCUAUCAGAAGCAGUGCCUUAGUGUUACGGAUUAGUAUUUGCUCUUUUAGAAAGCCAUCCCAUCGAAACCGCGAAAUCUACUUUUUAUAGACUUAGCAGCACAUACGGUGUACAGUACGUAAAGCAGCUCAUAUGUGGACGUAGCAUCGGGUAAGUUGUGGAUGUUGCUCGUACAAUAAGCCCUUGUGUCGGUCAGUCUUUUCUACCUGGCAGCACGCUGCUUUUUGUCGUGGUGUUUGGGUUUAGAUAACCUACAGAGGAAUUUGUCUUUUGUUUGACCUUUUUUUUCUUUUUUCUAAUGGGCAAACCUCAUACCAUCCCUUCUUAUCCACUACACACCAGUCCAAGUAUUGCAGAGACUGGAACAAGGUGCUAAGUUGUCAUCCAGAGAUGGUGAAUAUUAUGUUUUCAAUUUUUAUCUUUUUUUUUUGUCUCUUACAAAGUUUGGCUUUGUUCUGUAAAUUAGGCGUCAUCUGACAAAGGAAACAUGCCAAAAGAACUUGUUUUCUGCACAGCUUUACUAUACAUGUUGUUCCCCCCGCGUGUGAGUAGAGACUAAUAAAUCCUAUUUUGAGUGUAUUUAAUCAUUUGAUCUGUGUGUGAUGUUGAAAUGUGUUCUUGAAAUAAACAAAAGCUCUGAAUUCU